This is a messenger RNA of Drosophila takahashii, 5018 nucleotides long. RefSeq names its product polyhomeotic-proximal chromatin protein. Gene Ontology annotation, biological process: negative regulation of DNA-templated transcription. Gene Ontology annotation, cellular component: PRC1 complex; nucleus. The record is from RefSeq and is a predicted model, not a curated record. Lineage: Eukaryota; Metazoa; Arthropoda; Insecta; Diptera; Drosophilidae. Gene Ontology annotation, molecular function: zinc ion binding; chromatin binding; histone binding.
AAGAGAGAGUGACUCGUAGUCACAGUUUGUUGAUGUGCGAUAAAAAAGAAUAUGAAUAUGAAGCAUGCCCCACGCAUUCGGAGCCGCCCCAACAGUGCGGUCACCGAAAGUGAAGCAACACCUCCAUCGUCACCUGCACCUGCACCGCUCACCACAUCCACAUCCACAUCUGCACCCGUGAAAGGCGCACUCAACGCUCGCGAGGAUCCCCAGCGACCACUCAGGUGCCUGGAAACACUUGCCCAGAAGGCGGGCAUCAACUUCGACGAGGACUUGGCCAAGAGUCCAUCAUCCCAGACAUCCCAAUCAUCGCCCAGCACCAGGACGACCCGCGGAGCAGCCGGAACGCCCACCAUCAGGCGGCGCCACCCACUAUUGCCACUCACCAGCAGCAGCAGGAGCAGCCGGAGCAGCUCACCAAGUACGCCCAACUCGAAGACGCGCGGCCAUAAGCUGGAGAAGUCACAGAGUCCCGCCCAACAGGUGGCGGCCGCCACCACCGUGCCGCUCCAGAUAUCGCCCGAGCAGCUGCAGCAGUUCUACGCGAGCAAUCCCUAUGCCAUCCAGGUGAAGCAGGAGUUUCCCACGCACACGACUGGCGGAGGGGGAACCGAGCUGAAGCAUGCGGCCAACAUCCUGGAUGUCCAGCAGCAGAUGCAGCUCCAGCAGCAGCUCUCGGAUGCCAGUGGGGGCGGAGGAGCGGGCGGAGGAGCCGCGGGGAAUGCAGGAGCAGCGGGAGGAGCACCUAGUCCGGCCAAUUCCCAACAGUCCACCGCCAUUAGCACCAUGUCCCCAAUGCAGUUGGCAGCUGCCACCGGUGGCGUGGGCGGGGAUUGGUCGCAGGGCAGGACAGUGCAGCUGAUGCAGCCCUCCACCAGCUUCCUGUACCCGCAGAUGAUUGUGUCCGGCAAUCUGCUGCACCCCGGCGGCCUCGGCCAGCAGCCCAUUCAGGUGAUCACCGCCGGCAAGCCGUUCCAGGGCAACGGCCCCCAGAUGCUCACCACCACGACGCAGAACGCCAAGCAGAUGAUCGGUGGCCAGGCGGGAUUCGCCGGCGGCAACUACACCACCUGCAUUCCCUCGAACCACAACCAGUCGCCCCAGACGCUGCUCAUCUCGCCGGUGAACGUCAUCUCCCACUCGCCGCAGCAGCAGCAGAACCUGCUGCAGUCCAUGGCCGCCGCAGCGCAGCAGCAGCAACUCACGCAGCAGCAACAGCAGCAACAGCUCACCCAGCAGCAACAGCAGCAGCAGCUCACCCAGCAGCAACAACAGCAGCAGCAACAGCUGACGGCUGCCCUGGCCAAGGUGGGGGUGGAUGCGCAGGGCAAGCUGGCCCAGAAGGUGGUCCAGAAGGUGACCACCACCAGCAGCACGGUUCAGGCGGCGACGGGACCAGGAUCCGCUGGGACGACCCAGGCCCAGCAAGUGCAGCAGGUCCAACAGCAGCAGCAGCAGACCACCCAAACCACCCAGCAGUGCGUCCAGGUCUCGCAGUCGACGUUGCCAGUCGGAGUGGGCGCCCAGUCUGUUCAGUCUGUCCAGACUGCCCAGCUCCUCAACGCCGGCCAGGCGCAGCAGAUGCAGAUCCCCUGGUUCUGGCAGAAUGCGGCAGGACUGCAGCCCUUCGGCUCCAACCAGAUCAUCCUGCGAAACCAGCCGGACGGAACCCAGGGCAUGUUUAUCCAGCAGCAGCCGACGACCCAGACCCUGCAGACGCAGCAGAACCAGAUCAUCCAGUGCAAUGUGACCCAGACCCCCACCAAGGCACGCACCCAGCUCGACGCACUGGCUCCUAAGCAGCAGCAGCAGCAGGGAGGCACCGCCAACCAGACACAGCAGCAACAGCUGGCUGUGGCCACUGCCCAGCUGCAGCAGCAGCAGCAACAACUCACGGCAGCAGCUCUGCAGCGACCGGGGGCCCCGAUCAUGCCCCACAAUGGAACCCAAGUGCGUCCGGCCAGCUCCGUGUCCACACAGACGGCCCAGAACCAGAGUCUGCUGAAGGCGAAGAUGCGCAACAAGCAGCAGCCGGUGCGACCCGCACUGCCCACCCUGAAGACGGAGAAUGGUCAGGUCGGGGGCCAGAACAAGGUGGUGGGUCACCUGACCACCGUGCAGCAGCAGCAGCAGGCGACGAAUCUCCAGCAGGUGGUCAAUGCGGCGGGCAACAAAAUGGUGGUGAUGAGCACGACGGGCACUCCCAUCACCCUCCAGAAUGGCCAGACGCUUCACUCGGCCACCACGGGAGUGGACAAGCAGCAACAGCAGCUGCAGCUAAUCCAGAAGCAGCAGUUCCUGCAGCAGCAGAUGUUCCAGCAGCAGAUCGCCGCCAUCCAGAUGCAGCAGCAGGCGGCAGUGCAGGCGCAGCAGCAACAGCAGCAGCAACAAGUCUCCCAGCAGCAGCAGGUGAACGCCCAGCAACAGCAAGCGGUGGCGCAGCAGCAGCAGGCGGUGGCGCAGGCCCAGCAGCAGCAGAGGGAGCAGCAACAGCAGGUCGCCCAGGCUCAGGCGCAGCAGCAGCAGGCACUCGCCAACGCCACUCAGCAGAUCCUCCAGGUGGCGCCCAACCAGUUCAUCACCUCCCACCAGCAGCAGCAGCAGCAGCAGCUCCACAACCAACUGAUCCAGCAGCAGCUGCAGCAACAGGCGCAGGCGCAGGCACAGGUUCAAGCCCAGGUGCAGGCCCAGGCGCAGCAGCAGCAACAGCAGCGGGAGCAGCAGCAGCAGCAGCAGCAGAACAUCAUCCAGCAGAUUGUGGUGCAGCAGUCGGGCGGAGCCAGCGCCCAGCAGCAGCAGCAGCAGGCACAACAGCAAUCUGGACAGCUGCAGCUGAGCAGCGUGCCCUUCUCGGUUUCCUCGACGACGACGCCAGCCGGAAUAGCCACCUCCAGUGCCCUGCAGGCAGCUCUCUCCGCCUCGGGCGCCAUCUUCCAAACAGCCAAGCCCGUCACGUGCAGCUCCUCCUCCCUGCCCACCAGCAGUGUGGUCACCAUCACCAACCAGAGCAGCACUCCCCUGGUCACCAGCAGCACGGUGGCCAGCAUGCAGGCACAGGCUCAAGCUGCUCAGAUCCACCAGCAGCAGCAGCAGCUGAUCAGCGCCACCAUUGCAGCAGCAUCUCAACAACAGCAGCAACAGGGACCACCUUCACUGACGCCCACCACGCCCUCACCCACCACCAAUCCCAUUCUGGCCAUGACCUCGAUGAUGAAUGCCACGGUGGGCCACCUGUCUACCGCUCCGCCCGUGACUGUUUCUGUGACCAGCACCGCUGUCACUCCGUCGCCGGGUCAGCUGGUCACGCUGAGCAGUGCCAGCAGCGGAGGAGGAAGUUUUCCCAGCACGCCCUCCAAGGAGACACCUUCGCGAGUGCCCACCGCCACCCUGGUGCCCAUUGAUUCACCCAUGACGCCUGUUUCGGGCCAGGACAGCUGCAGCACACCCAAGUCCUCCACUCCCGCCAAUGUCAGUGCGUCCGUGGAGGCCAGUAGUUCCACGAGUGAGGCUCUGCCCAACGGGGAAGCCACGGAUAGGGCCUCCACGCCUUCAAAGGCCGCCACGACUCCCACCAGUAAACAGAGCAAUGCGGUGCAGCCAACGAGCAGCUGCUCCACUCCCACCAGUGCCAGUGGAAAGGAAGAGCCCAAGGUGGCGACCUCAGUCAGUUCAACGUCCGCAACUUCAACGCCAACGACGACGACGAUCAGCAAUGGGAUUGGGAUAGCCAGAUCGACCGCAGGCACCACUGGGAGCACGACCGCUAGCACAACUACCACUACUUGCAGCACUUCAACCACAAGUUGCACGAGCAUCACAACAACUACCACGACGAGCAACAGCAAUGGAGCCAAGGAUCUGCCGAAGGCAAUGAUAAAGCCGAAUGUUUUAACCCACGUCAUCGAUGGCUUCAUCAUCCAGGAGGCUAAUGAACCGUUUCCGGUCACCAGGCAGCGGUAUGCAGACAAGGACGUCAGCGAUGAGCCGCCAAAGAAAAAGGCAGCCAUGCAGGAGGACAUAAAGCCAAGUGGAAUAGCAUCUGCUCCAGCCUCGGACAUGGUGGCCUGCGAGCAGUGUGGCAAGCUGGAGCACAAGACGAAGCUCAAGCGAAAGCGCUACUGCUCGCCGGGAUGCGCCAGACAGGCGAAGAACGGCAUCGGGGGAGUCGGAACAGGAGAGACCAACGGCCUGGGAAGCGGCGGAAUCGUUGGAGUGGACGCCAUGGCAUUGGUGGACAAACUGGACGAGGCUAUGGCUGUGGAGAAGAUGCAGACGGAGGCCCUGCAGGCAAUGUCCGAAAUUCAGCCCAUUCAGGCGGCUCCCACGGAGGUUCCAACACCGAACACAAUGCCGGUGCUAACGGCUAUUCCGGCAUCCUCCCCACUUUCGAUGCCUCUGGCAUUGCCGUUGCCAGUUGCAAUACUUCCUUCUGUGCCAUUGCCGCCAGUCGUCCCUGCCGGAGUGGUCACUCCCGUGGCCGCCGCGCUGUCAUCCAGCAAUGUGAAUGGAUCGGAUCGCCCGCCCAUUAGCAGCUGGAGUGUGGAGGAGGUCAGCAACUUUAUCCGAGAACUGCCCGGGUGUCAGGACUAUGUGGACGACUUUGUUCAGCAGGAGAUCGACGGCCAGGCGCUGCUGCUGCUCAAGGAGAACCAUCUGGUGCACGCCAUGGGCAUGAAGCUGGGCCCAGCCCUCAAGAUUGUGGCCAAGGUGGAGUCCAUGAAGGAGGUUCCGCCGCCGGGCGAUGCGAAGGAUGCGGCGGCCGGUGGAGCGCAAUAGUGUCAGCGGGAUGAGCCAGGUGAGAUGAUGCCUUCGCCCUCGUAUUCCAUAACUCCGCCACCUUAUUCGCCGGUGGGCAGGCAAACCGCUCCAUCUCCGACUCCAACUCCGACCGCUCCUGCCAGCACUCCGCCAGAGUCCGAGGACAGCAGCGGGGGCAGUCACCUGUGCUACGACCUGACCACGCGCCUCUGCCACGACCUUCGGCUGGAGGAGGAGCCAUAGCUCUGGACCGGGUCCAA